AAGAUACUCUGAGACCGGCAUGGUCACUCCAGCCACCUGCCCUAGGUGUCCCACGAAUGCAGUGACAUCGUCAUCUUUGAUCUUGGCGCUUAGUGUAACUUCCGAGACAAGCAUCUAUUGUGCCAACCAGCCACCAGCAGCAUGGAAAUGCACGUGGAGUAUGCCCUACACCCUUCCUCCUCAUCUCCCACUAGCUUAUCCCCAGUCCCUACCUAUCAUUCAUCCACCACUUAUUCCAUAACUCUAGAAACAGCCCAUUCACGGCCUUCGCUAUAUGCUUCAUUGUGUCAUCAUGACUGGUACAUCGGAAGGCCAAUCGAUCAGACUUGAAGUCAUUAGCGGAAAAAAUCUCAGCGUGCCCUCUGGUCGCAUACCCGCAGGCAUUUACGUGUCCGUCAAUGUGAACCCGAGGAGAUGCUGGAAAUCAACCAUCCGAAUCCUAUCAUCCGAUGUCUCUGUAACGUGGGACGAUACUGUAACCUUUUCGCGGGACGCAUUAGCCACUAGAUUAUCACUAGAAAUACGUGCAUCCUUUGAGCUCGGUCGAAUGUUAGGUGAUGGGGAAGUCAUCAGCAAACUCGAGACCUGGUGGAAUGAGCUGCUCGAUCAUGGAGAUGAGCUGUUUGAUCUGUCCUUCCCACCCAUUCGUGAUGUAUGCCCUUCCCUCACGCUGAAGGCCACUGUUGUCCAUGUCCGCAGUAGCCGGCUCGAUUCCAUUACUGGAUGCAGAAUUGCUCGUCUCACAGAUGAGGGCCACGCACAAUUUGCCAAAUACAUGGCAAACGAGAACGCCUCUGACCUGAAUAAUGCUGUACAACGUUUUCAGUUCCUUCUGGACCGGCGUCCUGUCGGCCAUCCUGACCGUGCUGCUGCUCUCACCAACCUCGCGUGGGCUCGCCUUCAAGGUUAUAUUCGUAAGAAUAUUCAAGACAUUGAUUUCACCAUCUCUCUUUUCCGCGACGCCCUUGCAUUGCGUCCGCAGGGCCACCCUGACCGUCCAUCAUCAAUCUAUCAUCUCACCGAAGCGCUGAGACUGUGCCAUAUUAAGCAAGAUACCCCCCCUGACAUUCGUGAAUCCGCCCCACUCUACCACGAGCUACUAGCUCUCUGUCCUGAGGGCACCUAUCUUCGGAGCAUCAUAGCAGGGGAUGAUGGUGUGGAUUAUGUGAUCCGCACAUGCAACAAUCUUCCAAUAGAUGUAUUUGAUGAUGCCAUCCAACUUCGACGAGUGGUGCUCAAGCUCUGUUCUCUGGGCAAUCAACACCGUCCCAGGGCCCUCGACAAGCUUGCACAGGUAGUUGAAGCACGCUUUGAUAGACACGGUUGCAUCGAGGAUCUUGAAGAGAACAUAAAGCUUCGUCGUGGAGCCGUUUCUCUGUGCCCCGAGGGACAUCCUGACCGUGCUGAAUAUCUGAAUAACUUGGCUUACUCAAUCAAAUCCCGCUUCGAUCACCAGGGCAAAUCAGAUGACCUCGAUGAGGCCAUAUCUCUAUUUGAUGAAGCACUGUGCCUGUGCCCUAUUGGGCAUGAAUUUCGUGAUGCAUCAUUGGACAACCUAGGGCGAGCCUUACGCAGCCGUUUCUGCCAACGCAGCGAUAAAAACGACAUCGACAAGGCUAUUGACUUCCUUCGCGAGGCGCUGACACUGUGCCCACCUGGGCAUCCAACUCGUUACAUCACACUUCACAACCUUGCCGUCACACUCAAAACCAGAUACGAUGAAUUGCAAACCAACGAAGAUCUGAACGAGGCCACCAAUCUGUUCCGCGAGUCAUUUCAGUUAACGCAGCCUGACGAUCCAAUGCGUCAUCGAUAUCUUUACAAUUUGAGCUCGGCACUCUGCUCUCGUUUCACACAAAAUCAGGCAAAUGAAGAUAUUGAGGAGGCCAUUGGUCUCUGCGAAGAAUCACUGGCAAAUUUGCCACCACUCCACCCCGACAGGUACUACCCUUAUUUCAGGUUAAGGGAGGCCUAUAUGUCUCGCUACCUGAUCCAGCACAACCCCGAUGAUUUGUCGCUCGCAAUAGAGAACUUCAGACGGGCAUCACAACACCCCACGCAAGGAUUUCCGGGACGCAUUAAGGAGGUUAUUAAAUGGGCUCGCCAAGCCGAAGUCCAUCAACAUGAAUCUGCCCUUGAAGCAUACCAAGUUUACUUAGAGCUUUUCGACAACCAUAUGAUGACGCGAUCCUCCAUUAUCUCACGACGCGAUGCUGCAACCACUUUUCGUGGCGCACAAUCACUCCCAGUAGAUGCAGCAUCAUGCGCUAUUCGUCGCAAUGAUCUGCAACGAGCGGUUGAGCUUGAGGAGCAGGGGCGCGGCCAACAAUGGUCGCUGGCCUCACGACUCAGGACUCCGCUGGACGAUCUCAAAUCUGCAAGUUUGCCACUCGCGAACAAACUAUCAGAGCUCAGCAAGCGCCUGUCUGAUGCUCAGGGUUCCACGGGCAGUGCAGACAGAGCUGCUGCUGAUCGGGUAGCAGUAGAGUACAGAAAACUUGCGGAGCAGUGGGAAGCUGCAGUGGCUGAAAUCCGCCAUCUUCAAGGAUUCUCGCGGUUCCUGCUCCCAUUGAUGUAUGAAGAUUUGCAAGUGGCAGCGCGUCAUGGCCCAGUCAUCAUCCUCAUCGCGAGCGAAUACUCCCGCAAUGCUAUCAUAAUCCCAACGUCAGGGAAGCCACAUCAUAUUCCCUUCCCAGAUCUCGCUCUCGCAGAUCUGGAGAAGCUCAAGGACGAUUUUGCCAAGGCGAUACGACAAGCAUCUUUUAUGGGCCCAAAGCAGCCAAGGACAAAUCUGAUAGUACUCUUGCGGAAGAUCUGGGACGAGGUCAUGUUACCCAUCGUCAGGGUACUCCAGCGUGAUCUGAGAUUGCCGGGUCGCUCUCGAAUCUGGCUGUGUCCGACAGCAGCAUUCACGUCCAUUCCUCUUCAUGCAGCUCACCCGUUUCGAACGAAGGCGGAUCGCUCUGGGCAGGAGCUAUGCCUGGAGGAUAUUUAUAUCUGCUCUUACACACCCACACUUUCGGCUCUGAUUAGAGCUCGACAGAUGAUGAAGACGCGCGUGACCCCGUCCUUCAUAGCAAUCGGACAAGGUCAACCAGGUGCAGGGCAAGGCAAGGAGCUCUUGACUGUCGAGAGUGAGCUUGAGCUAGUCCGCUCGCUUGUCCCCGCAAUGGCCAACCCCACCACUCUUUCUGGUGAUGCAGCGACACGAGCCGGUGCACUCGAAGCUCUGCAAAGCAACACAUGGGUGCACCUCGCUUGUCAUGGCAAGCAAGACCAUGACCAGCCAUACUAUUCACAUUUUGCUAUGAAAGACGAACCCCUCACGCUGCUUGACAUCAUGGAGAACGAUGCUCCGCAAGCUGAAUUCGCAUUCUUGUCGGCGUGUCAUACUGCCGUUGGUGAUAAGAAGACACCCGACGAAGUUAUCCACCUCGCAGCUGGUCUACAGUUUUCAGGGUUCAAGAGCGUCAUUGGCACGUUGUGGGUUGUCGACGACGCUGUCGCAAAACACGUCGUCGAAGCUUUCUACAAAAAUUUGUUCAAGGAUUUGAAGGAGGGUGACAUGCCGGACUGUACGAAGGCGGCUUGGGCACUGAACAAGGCUACGUACGCUGUGAAGAUGAAAGUGCCGCUCGAGCAGAGAAUUGUUUUUGUUCAUAUUGGUGUGUAAUUCUACGUCGUACUGCUGUCUUUCUCUCUGGAAUUGUUGUUUUAUAUAAGUUCUGUUUUAUUCAUCAGUAAAUCGAUGAGUCCUUGAUAUUGUGGCCGUGGUAACUAUAGAAAAAUAUAAUUUUGCUCCUGCUAAACAUGACCAUUUAUGCUGUCAGAAAUGUUAGUUAUUGAUACAUAGCCAUC
Messenger RNA from Suillus subaureus, 3858 nucleotides. RefSeq names its product CHAT domain-containing protein. The transcript has 5 exons. The coding region runs from base 275 to 3673 and encodes 1132 amino acids. Gene Ontology annotation, molecular function: protein binding. The record is from RefSeq and is a predicted model, not a curated record. Lineage: Eukaryota; Fungi; Basidiomycota; Agaricomycetes; Boletales; Suillaceae.